CCAACCAUAAGAAAAAAUGGAAUUCAAAAAACAAGACAAGCCCCGAAGGCACAAAAAGCGGAAGUCCCGAACCCAAGGUACCCUCAUUCUCCCCAUCCUCUCAUCCAUACUAACCCGCGCAAAAGUGUCAUCGGAUAGCGACAGCGACUCUGAAAUCGAAGCCGCUGCAUCGACCUCACCCCAACCACAACCAGAAAAUAAAACAGUAAGACACCCCCCAUCACCCAUCCAAAUCCAUAUUAUUCAUAUCUGAAAAUCCAGACAUCCACGACAGUUGUUGAGAAAAAACCGUCCAAGCUAGAUGAGGAUGCAGAGAUUUCCGUCGCCUUCACAAAGUUCUACAUGCAGCGCGCGACUGUAGAAUUUGCCGAGGACCUAGAUCGUGUGAGAGGCGCGGAGGAUUUUAAGGAUGAGGCAUUAAGUAUCUUGGUUAGUGCUUUGCAGCAGGGUACGGAGGUUUUCUCGCGCGAGGAGCAGCGCCGCAUCGUUAUGGCGGGAAAGAAGGUUGAGGGGUAAUAGUUGGGAGUGAAUUCUCGAAGGACAGCACUGUAUUUUGAGGGCUUGAGAUAGAGGACGUGAGAAGGGGGUGAAAUCUCAUGAGUAGUGAGGGAGGAUAAUUCUGGGAUGAAGAAAUUCUCGUGACUUGUGGUAUACGACUAAUGUACCUCGUAUCUGAAAAUGGUCGUUUUGAAGGACAAGGGCCCCAAGACGAAAGGAGACGUGCUUUGAGUAAUCCA
Molecule: messenger RNA, 737 nt
Organism: Hymenoscyphus albidus
Lineage: Eukaryota; Fungi; Ascomycota; Leotiomycetes; Helotiales; Helotiaceae
Source: the annotation of a GenBank genome assembly